UAAACUUCUUUGAUGAGGAAGUACAGAUAGACAGUGAUGAAGAAGAGGAAGGCGAAAAUGGUUGAGAAUGUUAAGCAACAUUGUUUCCCUAAUGUUCUGAAUUAUUCCAUGCUGGAAGAGAAUCACUUCAGUAACGACACUGUGAAUUGCUUUUGAUUUCUUUUUAUCAUUAGGGCUAGAGAUACCUAUUAUUUCACACAAUUAUAAAAUUCUAUAGUCCUAUGGGAGCCAUAUGUGGUGUUGGUGUGGUUAAGGGAUUCGGAAAGACCCUGUACAUGACCAAGGGUGGUGGUGGUACUAAUGUAGUAGCCGACGGUUACACCAAGGGUGAUGCCCUAGGUGCUGAAAUUGUUGGUACCUCUGUGCUCGUUUACACGGUUUUCUCUGCUUCUGAUGCCAAACAUAGAGCCAGAGACACACACAUUCCAAUAUUGGCCCCCUUGCCCAUUAGGUUUGCUAUGUUCUUGGUGCACUUGGCUACCAUCCCUAUUAUCGAUACAAGUAUUAACCGUGCCAGAAGUCUUGGUGCAGCAAACAUCUACAAUAAAGAGCAGGCAUGGGAUGAUCAUUGGAUAUUCUGGGUUGUACCAUAUGGUUUUGGUGGAAGAGGCGACAGGGGGAAAUUUUGCUCUGUGAAUAUGUCAAGUUCUUGUGAGUACAUCGAAAUUACCAGAGAUUGGAGACUAGGAGUACUCCUAAAAAUUUUGGCAGCUGCAGCUGAAGAGAAAGAAAUACAUUCAUUUGAAAUUGACCCUGCACAACUGGUCAGUAUGAAACUCGAUUGUGUACUGUUUUUUAUAUGGAAGAUCAAGGCUUUCUGUCAGAAUUUUGAUAGCAGUGAUUCUUCUUGUUUCUUUGGCAAAUUUCUUAAAAUCUUUCUGAAUGUUGAGAAUGUUAAGCAACAUUGUUUCCCUAAUGUUCUGAAUUAUUCCAUGCUGGAAGAGAAUCACUUCAGUAACGACACUGUGAAUUGCUUUUGA
Molecule: messenger RNA, 980 nt
Organism: Olea europaea var. sylvestris
Lineage: Eukaryota; Viridiplantae; Streptophyta; Magnoliopsida; Lamiales; Oleaceae
Exons: 6
Coding region: 222-980 (252 amino acids)
Biological process (GO): response to water deprivation; transmembrane transport
Cellular component (GO): plasmodesma; plasma membrane; vacuole
Molecular function (GO): water channel activity
Source: RefSeq, a predicted model, not a curated record